UCAGAGGAGGCUUUUCAAAUACGACCAAUGUGUGAAGACGAGGAUAAUUUUCGCGCGAUUGAAAUGCCUCCUGCGGAUCCUAUGAUAGAAAUGCCUCUCUCGGGUCCAAACAUUCUUAACGUGCCGUUGGAAAAAGACUUGCACGUUUUGUCUGACAUGGAGUCUGAUGAGAGAUUGAAUAUGGCUAUGAAGGAUGCAACAUGCCUGGAUUUUGGCUACUUGGAUAAGGACUUACACUUCAUGCUUAUGUGUGAUGAAGAUGUCUCAUUAGACCUGGAGAGACUACACAACGCGGAAGAAGACAUCCUGGAGAGGACAAGUAACGUCACUAUUACAGAAGAGAUUGAAAAACAACAGUUAUCUCAGGAAAUCCAUAGUCCAAAGCUCGUGGAUAUAUUCAGUGAUGUUACAAAGAGACUGCCUUUAACUCCACAGAAACGAGCUACAAAGGAACCACGUGAAACACACGUGGAAACACCUACGAAGAGAAGACGUGUACGUUUGUUUCUAAUCGAUAAUGUCGUUUGGAUGAAGUCCAUAAAAUUCGGACUCCUAUACAUUUUUCAGUUAUCCCUUGAAGGUGCAACGAUGAUCGAACCUCCUGGUCCUGUAGAGGAUGUGACAUGGCAAGCGGACAUCGAAUUGGAAUCAGUACACUCGAGCUACUUCGUGGUUGACAAGCCUUUAAAAAAAAUCACACUAGUUACUGACGAAAAUAUUGUCUUAAGUGACAAACUGUUAAAGCGAUGGCGUCAGAAUGUGAAUAUUCAUUGUCAGCCAUUAGCUACGUCGAUAGUACCUCGAUUAUUACCGAUAUCGGCGAUAGAUCUUCUCAAGCAACCUUCUCACUCACGGUGGAACGCCCGUUUAUGCAAACGCUUUCAUGAUCGCAUCGCCGGGCCAUUCACGAGUGUAACUGAAGAUGUUGCACCUGCCGAACUCGGGCAACUCGCAGAAGCAAUGCGCGUCCCAGAAGAGCCAAUGAGCAAGCUAAAUCUUCCUACGGAUGUGAGUACACUCAAGAAGACAGAUAUUGCAAUUGCCGAACCUACAGACAAUACUGCACUUCUACUACAUGCAAUUCACGAAAUGGAUGUGGACGUGCCAAUUAUGGUACCGGAGGUGGUACAUGAUACGAUUACUCUAGAAGACACUGGCAUCGGGCCUAGACCGCAUCAGGAAAACUCAAAUAUAGCUGACACUAGUGAAAGCUUCGAGGAUAUCGAAAAAUAUUUAUUAAAAAAACAGCAACCUGUUUUACAAGUACAACACAUUCCAGCAUCUCCGGCCAUCUCUCGCGGUUCCUCGCAGCCUCAACUGACGAGUCAAGAGUUGUAUGCUCUAUUACAAGUUUCAUGGUGUGACAAAGAAUUGGUCAAAUUCGGAGAUCUUAUUCCAAACGAGACGUACACAAAAAGGGAUGCUGCUACUGCCUUCGGGAUACUUCUUGAGCUCGAGGCAAAAAAAAAACUCGUUUUACAUCAGGCGAGCUGUUUUCGCACUGUAAGGAUUUCGAAAUACAAUUAUUCGGAAUAACGGACAUAACUGAGAUACAAAAGUUACAUUACAAUAAAAGAUUGAGUGCAGUAUUUUCUUGAAUUAUUUAGUCAAGUACCGCAUACUGUAAUGCAACUUUCAAAUUAAAUGUGUUACUGGGAUAGAAAAGUUAAUUUUUCAAAUAUUUCUAAUUUAGUAUUUAUAUAUUAUAUAAAUUGUAUAUAAUUCAAUGUGAGUGUAAUAUCGCUACUACGUUUAUACAUAUAGUUAACUGUAACAAUUAACCAUUAUUAAUUAUAGAGUAGAGUAAGAAAAUAAUAAAUGAAUAAUAAUUACGAAAAAAGAUGAAUGUACGAUACAACCAAAUCUCUGUUUGGCGAAACACGGGUAGCAGAGAGAAACCUGAGAGCGGCCAUCCCGGCGUUUUGCCUGUUA
Messenger RNA from Vollenhovia emeryi, 1932 nucleotides. RefSeq lists its product as uncharacterized. The transcript has 11 exons. The record is from RefSeq and is a predicted model, not a curated record. Bases 28 to 1536 code for a protein of 502 amino acids. NCBI's taxonomy places the organism in Eukaryota, Metazoa, Arthropoda, Insecta, Hymenoptera, Formicidae.